CGCGCGGUGAGGAGUGGAGCGGACGGGCGGCCGGCCGGCGGCAGCGAGCACGCGCUGGCCGCCGAACACGGCUCGUCGAUUUGUAGCCGAGCAGCCGAGUUGGUGGCGCGUCGCCCGGCGGGAUGGGCGCCCGCCUCGCGCGGUGAAACAAAGAGCACGUGCCGGGGCGCGCGCGCCGCGCGAUGGUGUCGCUGGAUCAGGACGGCGAGCAGUGCGGCAAGACGGAGAAGGGCGGCGGGGCGGAGCGGGGUGACGACGAGGAGGCGAUGCGAGGCGACCUGAAGGCCGAGCCGUCGCCGGCCGUGGGCGCGGAGGCCGGCCGGCCGGCCGCGGCCGAGGCGGACGCCGACGCGGCGCCUCCGCAGCCCGAGUACGACGACUUCGCGAUGCCGGUGGCUGGCAAGUCGCGCCUUGUGCGUGGCCGCGGCUGGCGCGGCGCCGACGGCGAGUACGUGCGCUACAAGUGCUUCGACGACGACACUGAGUACCUGCCCGGAGACUCAGUGUACAUCGAGAGCCAGCAGAAAGACCAGCCGUACUUCAUCUGCACCAUUCAGGACUUCCGACGGAGCAAGCGGGACACGUUGAUGGUGAAUAUCAAGUGGUUUUACCGGGUGUGUGAGCUGCCGGAGAACGUGUACCAGCUGCUGGUGCAGGACCGCACAACGGAGCACGACUCGGGCUUGGCCGUGCAGGACCCGGCCGUCAAGCACCGCGAGCUCUUCAUCUCCGACGCCACCGACACAUUCCCCGUCGCAGUUCUCAGGGGCCCGUGCAAGGUGAUCCACUACAGCGACGUGCGCAAGGUGCGCGAGUACGCGCCGGCCACCGACACCUUCUUCUACGUGCUGACGUACAACCCGGAGACCCGCAGGCUGGCGUCCACGCAGGGCGAGAUCCGGGUGGGGCCAUCACACCAGGCGAAGCUGCCCGAGUACCGAGGCAGCCCCCACGCCGGCAUCCCGCCACGGCCGACGGGCGCCGAGGAGGAGCGGCUAUGGGCGCCGGGCCGCGCCGCCGACUCGGACCUGCUCAUGUUCCUGCGCGCCGCCCGCUCGAUGGCCGCCUUCGCCGGCAUGUGCGACGGUGGCAGCACGGACGAGGGCUGCGCCGCCGCCAGCCGCGACGACACCACGCAGAACGCGCUGGACGUGCUGCACCACUCGGGCUACGACCAGGGCGCGGCGCUGCAGGCGCUGGUCAAGAGCCCGGUGCCGGUGGGCGUGCACCAGCGCUGGACGGACGAGGAGACGAAAAAGUUUGUGAAGGGAUUGCGGCAAUAUGGGAAGAACUUCUUUCGUAUAAGGAAGGAGCUUUUAGUACACAAGGAGACGAGUGAGUUGGUGGAAUUCUACUACCUCUGGAAGAAGACGCCCGGUGCGCAGGGCAACCGACCACGGAAUAUCGCCCGCCACCGGCGCGCCAACGGUAUUCGGCGCAUCAAGAACAGAAAGGGCGCCAACAAGACUCACAAGGACGAUCCCGCGGCGAUCGGCUGUGACCUGAGCUCGGCCAGCGAGGCGGAGAAUGACGACUCGGAUGACUCUGACUCCAACCUGCGCGACUUGUCCGGCUACCACUGCCGCCACUGUUUCACCACUUCGUCCAAGGAUUGGCACCACGCCGGCAAGGAGCACGCGCUGCUCUGCACCGGCUGCCGGCUCUACUUCAAGAAGUACGGCCAGCUGCCGGACGUGAAGGAGCCGCGCGAGCCGCCGUUCGCACUGCAGCCGGCGCGCGAGGAGGCCGGACGCAUGCGCACCAGGACCCGCGCCAAGGAGCUGACGCGAGGUCACCGGCCCAAGCGGACGAGCAGCAGUCGGGCCAACACGCCGUCGGACGCCGGCCGGCAGUCGCCGGGCGGCGGCAGCUCGUGCUCGGCCAGCAGCUCGUCCGACAAGUCGCGUGCUAGUUCGCAGCCGCAGCGGACGGCCUCGCAGGCGGCCAAGCGGCCCGGCAGCAGGCUAGACGCCGCCGACGUCAAGCCCGACAAGAAGAAGAAGCGCGCCAACUACACAUCGGGCGACGACAGCCUGAGCGACUCGGCCAGCGACGCGGAGGCGGGCACAGACGCGCCCGACGCCGACUUGCCCUCGUCGGAGACCUCGUCGCCGUCGCUGGACGAGCAGCAGGCGGAGCUGGACGAGCCGCCGCGCCCGCAGAAUCUGACGGUGAAACAAGAGCCGCGCAGCGACUCUGAGGAGCCGCCGCGGCCGGCGCCGCCGCCGCUGACCGCUGUCAAGGCAGAGCCGCGCACGGAGACGGCACUCACUUCGCUGGCGCUGACGACGGCGGCGCCGGCGGAGCGGCCGGCCAUGCCCGUAUACCCGCAUCACAUGUACGGCUACCAGUACCCGUACCCAUACCCGUACGGAGGCUACCCGGUGCGACCGGCGGCCGGCGCGCCGGGCGAGACGCUCGACUUGCGCAAGAGCGAGAGCCGUGAGACCACCGUGGCCAGCAACGCCGUGUCGGUGGUGACGCGCACCGCGACGUCGCACGCGACCUCGUCGUCGGCGACGCUGGCGCCGACGGAGCGCGCGUCACCGCAAGCAUCGGCUUCGCUGUCGCUCUCGUCGACGGUGACCUCCACGAGACGGCCGCCAAGCCGGCCGAGCCGGCCGACGAGGAGGAGGAGGCGGGCGGCAGUCCUCCGGCUGGCGCGGCCGCCCAGCCCCGAGCCCAAGCUGGAGGACUCCGAGUGUCACCGCAGUCAGAGCGCCAUCUUCCUGCGCCACUGGAACAGAGGCGAGGCCAGCAGCUGCGCGCGCACCGACAUGACAUUCAAGCCGGUGCCGGACAGCAAGCUGGCCCGGCGCCGCGAGGAGCGCCUGCGGAAGCAGAGCGAGCGGCAGGAGCGCGAGCGGGCCGACCGUGACCGCGACCGCCAGCAGCAGCAGCGUAAGGAGGGUGCGGAGAAGCGUGAGAAAGGCUCGCCGCGCACGCAAGGCGGCGCUGGCGCCGGCGCCGGUGCCAGCGGCAGUGGAGGGGGAGGGGGAGCGGAACAUGACCGGCUGCCGGUGCGGCCGUCCGAGUCCGGUCUGCCCCGCCUCAGUGACUACGGCCGGCCCCUGUCUGUGAUAUCUCCCGGCGUGGCGCCCUACUCUUCGGGCGGCUUCUUACCGCCGCACAUGGACCCCAUGUACGCCAUGGCGCCCGGGCUGCCACCUGGCGUCUACCCUCGAGACAGGAUGGAGAUGGAGAUGCUGGAACGGCGCGAGCGCGAGAUCCGAGAACUCCGCGAGCGGGAUCUGAACGAGCGGCUCAAGGAGGAGAUGUUCAAAUCGCGCCCGCUCGACCCGCACUGGCUCGAGAUGCAGAGGCGGCAGAUGGUGCCGGGCGUGUUCCUGCCGCCGGGCGUCAUGUACCCGCCGCCGAUCAGCUGGCGCAGGUGGGUGCUGCUGGCGGCUAGUGACCAGUGGUCGCUGCGUCGGGUCGGGUGA
Pollicipes pollicipes is the source of this 3443-nucleotide messenger RNA. RefSeq names its product arginine-glutamic acid dipeptide repeats protein. Lineage: Eukaryota; Metazoa; Arthropoda; Thecostraca; Pollicipedomorpha; Pollicipedidae. The record is from RefSeq and is a predicted model, not a curated record. Gene Ontology annotation, molecular function: transcription corepressor activity; chromatin binding; sequence-specific DNA binding. Bases 183 to 3443 code for a protein of 1086 amino acids. The transcript has 20 exons. Gene Ontology annotation, biological process: regulation of DNA-templated transcription. Gene Ontology annotation, cellular component: nucleus.